AUGAGUGGGUCCUUCCAUUGCUUCUACUACCUUCAAUCUAAAAUCCAAACUAAGCAGCAGGAGCUGCUUACCUUGGUUCCUCCUCCUCGACCUCGUGUCUCAUGUUUAUCGUUGUCGUCGCCGCAUGUAAAGGGUCUGAGUCUGAGGUUUGCAAGGGUACUGAGAGAUGGUCAUAAAAUCAAUGUACGAUGCAGUAGCAGCACUGGACCUGGUGGCCCUGGUUCCGAUGACUCUGAUAGCAAGAGUGUUCUGGAUGCAUUUUUCUUGGGAAAGGCUCUAGCAGAAGCAAUUAAUGAGCGUGUUGAAUCUGCAGUUGGGGAGUUUUUUAGUACAAUUGGCAGGCUCCAAGCAGAGCAACAAAAGCAAAUACAAGACUUCCAGCCAUUGGAUCUUGUGCAGGAAGAUGUGUUAGAAAGAGCUAAAAAAUCAAAAGACCAAGCAGCUCGUGAAGCCAUGGUGGGGCAAGGAAUCAUUUCCGAGUCUACGACAGUAGAUACAACAUCAGUCAACCAUGGUGUUAGCCAGCCACCUUCACCAUCUGCCAAGAAAGGUUCAAAUCCUGCCAACAAGGACCCUGCUUUAGGGGUGUCAAGUGAUGACUGA
Dovyalis caffra is the source of this 603-nucleotide messenger RNA. The record is from the annotation of a GenBank genome assembly. NCBI's taxonomy places the organism in Eukaryota, Viridiplantae, Streptophyta, Magnoliopsida, Malpighiales, Salicaceae.